GGGGGGGGGGGGGGGUCACAGAACCCGCAAUUUACUAUUACAGACAUUUAAUUCUUGGUAAGAUGUAGUAGGUAGGGGUAGUUAACAACAUGUUAUUAGGGUUUUCUAAGGAUUUUGAAAUGGUCUUUUAGGAGAUAAAUUAAUUGUGUUUUGGAGAAAAUAGUAGGAGAUCUUUCCUCUGUGUUUGAUCUCUUAUCUUCUAGUCUCGCUUGUUGUAUCACUCCCCUCUUUAUAUCCCUUUUGCUGCAUAGAUGGAUGAUACCGAGGCAAUUGACAACUGUGCUUCAUAGAGCCUCUAUGUUAGGUGAUCCCAAGAAGAUGGACCACUUGCUUUCACUUCAUGGAGCCAAGGAAAGGCUACAGCUGUUUGAAGCUAACUUAAUGGAAGAAGGAUCAUUUGAUUCAGUGGUCGAUGGUUGUGAAGGUGUCUUACACACAGCAUCGCCUGUUUUUCUAGAAUCCAGCAAUCCACAGCUUCAUUAUGACACUUCAAGUGGCUUUUGUUUCCAUUAUGAAUGUGCUGGUUUGUUUCUCCAUGUCAUUUUAGUGAUUCAAAUGACUCUUAUACGGUCUUGGGUAGAACUCAACCCCAAAAACUAGCUAUUGAAGUAAGGGUGUCCUCACGCUUAUAUACUUCAUAUUACUUUGGUACUCAAGCCAUCAGGCGAUGUGGCACUUUGCUUCGCAAUAACAUAGUAGGAAUAGGAAUCAUGGUAUGCAUUUAGAUAAUUAACUUUUGGUUUGAGAUCCAGCCACUUUUAGAAUUCAGAAAUCAAGCAACAUGGUAGAGGUUGAAGAAAAGGAGGCACAAAAGUUGUCCAGAUUUCGCCACCAUCCCUUGCCCACAACCCCACCUCCACCAAACAAAAAAAAAGAAAGAAAGGAGAAGAGAAGAAGAAACAGGAACACAUUACUAUGAGUCACUGAUAUCAUGUUUCAUAUUUGAUAUAAGGAUGGGGGUUAGUCAGUUUAGCUUAGAGAGUUAGAUAGGUUUGUCAUAUGCUGAUGUGGCAUGGAAGUGGACAGUGCUCUCCGCGAUCGGGAAAGUGGCCAGAUGUGCUUUUAAGUCAAAGUCAGUUACGGAGCUGCUGUCCUGAAGUCAGUGAGCGGAAACUGCGCUCUUUCCUUCUUUGAGUUGGCUUUCCAAAAUGUAUAUCAUAUCAAGGUUAG
Molecule: messenger RNA, 1170 nt
Organism: Rhododendron vialii
Lineage: Eukaryota; Viridiplantae; Streptophyta; Magnoliopsida; Ericales; Ericaceae
Product: cinnamoyl-CoA reductase CAD2-like
Exons: 2
Coding region: 256-600 (114 amino acids)
Molecular function (GO): oxidoreductase activity, acting on the CH-OH group of donors, NAD or NADP as acceptor
Source: RefSeq, a predicted model, not a curated record